AUGCCGCCGCACCUUCAUCCCCGGUCGCGGUCAACAACCGGCCUGUUCGCCGGCACCCUGCUAGCUUCGCUGCUGGUGGUCGGCAUGCCGCAUGUCUUCCCCUGUCCGGCCCCGCGACGUACCCUCGCCGACUCAGAGAUGAUGAUCACAGCCGACGGACAACAAGUACCACGAAUCCGACGCCGCAGGAGGAAAGACCUCGAGCUGGGCGCAGAUGCGCCUCGACCCGGCCACCCGACGCCUUCCGGGGCCAUGGACGAGGAAGUGUCUACCUUCUUCCAAAUGGAGGAGGAAGCUGAGAAGCUUGCACAUGUUGGCCACGAGUGCCCUGUACCAAAACCAAAGGGCGUGAUCGGCGAGUUGCUGGGAUUCCGCAAUGCGCGUGGGAGCGAGCAACCCCAGACGGUGGGACCGUCCGAUGGAGGCCGAUAA
Molecule: messenger RNA, 432 nt
Organism: Penicillium cinerascens
Lineage: Eukaryota; Fungi; Ascomycota; Eurotiomycetes; Eurotiales; Aspergillaceae
Exons: 1
Coding region: 1-432 (143 amino acids)
Biological process (GO): mitochondrial respiratory chain complex IV assembly
Cellular component (GO): mitochondrial matrix
Source: RefSeq, a predicted model, not a curated record